AGUCCAGCCCAUUGUGAACUCUGUUCUACAUUUCAGUUUUCCGGCCUACGGUUAGCCGGAGGAGAAGACGUAGAAAUAAUUGCUUGAUUUUCUGGUCCGAACGCUCACGGUUAAGAUGGAUUACGAGAACAAGCUCGUCCUUGCUCCUAUGGUUCGCGUUGGGACUUUGCCGUUUAGAUUAUUAGCUGCACAAUACGGUGCAGACAUCACCUAUGGAGAGGAAAUUAUUGACCAUAAGAUGAUCAAAUGCGAGCGUAGAAUAAAUGAGCACGUCGGUGCAGUUGACUUCGUAGAAAAGGGGACAGACAAUGUUGUUUUCAGGACUUGCAGCCUAGAAAAAAAUCAAGUUGUUUUUCAAAUGGGUACUUCUAAUGCUGUGAGGGCUUUAAGUGCUGCUCAACUAGUAUGUCAAGACGUUGCUGCAAUAGAUAUCAAUAUGGGUUGCCCUAAGUCAUUUUCCAUCAGUGGGGGCAUGGGUGCUGCACUGUUGAAGAAGCCAGACCUUAUUCAUGAUAUUUUGACAACAUUGAGGAGGAAUUUGGACAUUCCAAUUACCUGUAAGAUUCGACUUUUAAAUUCAUCUCAGGAUACAGUGGAGUUAGCUAGGCGAAUAGAGACUACUGGCGUUUCAGCUCUUGCUGUUCAUGGAAGAAGAGUUGCAGAUAGGCCCAGAGAUCCAGCUAAGUGGAGUGAGAUUGCAGAUGUCGUGGCAGCAUUGUCUGUCCCGGUUAUUGCGAACGGUGAUAUAUUUGAGUACGAAGAUUUUCACCAUAUCAAAGUUGCUACAGGUGCUUCGUCAGUAAUGGUUGCUCGAGGAGCGCUUUGGAAUGCUUCAAUCUUCUCUGAAGAUGGCAAAUUACCAUGGGAAGAGGUGAAAAGAGAAUAUGUUAGAAAGAGCAUCUUGUGGGACAAUGAUAUCAAAAGUACAAAGCACACGCUAAAAGAAAUGAUAAUGCAUUAUUCUUGCCUUGAACUGCCAGAAGGAAAGGCCGUGAUAAAAUCUGAUACAUUGGCAGAUCUAGCGAAACUUUAUGGUGAGGAAAAGUACAAUCAAUUUGUUCAAGAGAAGCGUUUGUUCGAUGGAAGUAGAUGACGUCGUUCGUAGUUCGGAUCAGAGGCGCUGCGUUCAGAUCAGAGGCGCUGCUCAUUGCUUCGACAUGGAAACUGAGAAACGAACAACCUCGGUACUCUCUCAGUAAAACCCAUUUUAUUAGUUAUGGAGAAGUUGGAUGUGCUCUACAGCAGCUCAAUACUAACAACAUAUUUCUUACCCUUUCAUUCUUGUCGUGUAAAAAACACAGAGUUAUUAAGCUGCCGCACAUGAUGCCUGGCUUUAUUUGCUUUUCUGGAAUGCGUAUUUAUGGUUCUAGGAUGUUCCAAGUUGAAAGCUUUGGCUUAUUGUUGCCAAAUUCAUCCAGUUCGUUGAUUUCA
Cucurbita maxima (winter squash) is the source of this 1431-nucleotide messenger RNA. RefSeq names its product tRNA-dihydrouridine(20) synthase [NAD(P)+]-like. NCBI's taxonomy places the organism in Eukaryota, Viridiplantae, Streptophyta, Magnoliopsida, Cucurbitales, Cucurbitaceae. Gene Ontology annotation, biological process: tRNA dihydrouridine synthesis. Bases 116 to 1093 code for a protein of 325 amino acids. Gene Ontology annotation, cellular component: cytoplasm. The transcript is spliced from 9 exons. The record is from RefSeq and is a predicted model, not a curated record. Gene Ontology annotation, molecular function: flavin adenine dinucleotide binding; tRNA dihydrouridine synthase activity.